Seminavis robusta is the source of this 879-nucleotide messenger RNA. NCBI's taxonomy places the organism in Eukaryota, Bacillariophyta, Bacillariophyceae, Naviculales, Naviculaceae. The record is from the annotation of a GenBank genome assembly.
AUGAAACGAUAUACAGCGCUUCAAAGACAGGCUCUUCUUGCCUGGGGACGACGACACCAUGCAAUCAGGGUGCUGUCUGUGCCCACCACUAGUGACACUGCUGAAGAGAAUGGCAACAUCAGACUGAUACAGUCCUGCCAGAAACCAUCACCACAAGUCACUUGGGUCGAGAGUAGACAAAAUGCCCUCCAUCACUAUCCUUUAUCUUCUCAAGCUUCCGUUCGUUGGUUCUCAUCCGACGGUAAGAAAGAGAAAGAGGCAGCAGCAGCAGAGCAACCCGACAAUAAGGAAGCACCUGCAGAAAGCAAAAAAGAGGAAGACGAUGAUGUUCCCGUGUGGCAGAAUCCGUUGCAUCACAACAAUCCAGAAGCAAUGAAACAAUUGCCAGAAGAUCAUGGUCCUGGGGAGGAAAUGAUACCCCAAGAAGCACCACCUCUGGAAGAUCCCAACAACCCAGACAAGGUUCUUGCGUCUCAAGAACUAUACGAUCUAUCAGAUGAAAUUGUGCACUUGUCCAUGUUGGAAAUGAAAGAACUAAUCGACAAAAUUGGGAAUCACUUUGGAUUUGAAAAACCACCAUUUACUGGAUCUUCGGGUGCCGAUGGAGAUGGCGUGGAAGAGGACGCCGAGGAUGACGUGGGGGAAGAAGAAGCCGCUGCAGCCAAGACAGCAUUUGAUCUCAAGCUUGUUAGCUUUGACCCAAAGUCCAAGAUUAAGGUCAUCAAAGAAGUCAGAGCAUUGGCAAACCUUGGAUUAAAGGAAGCCAAGGAAAUGGUGGAAGGUGCUCCAAAGACUGUCUUGAAGGAUAUCAGUAAGGAACAGGCAGAAGAAAUGGCCAAGAAACUGGAAGAAGUGGGUGGUACGGUCGAAGUCGUGUAG